Camellia sinensis is the source of this 576-nucleotide messenger RNA. The record is from RefSeq and is a predicted model, not a curated record. Lineage: Eukaryota; Viridiplantae; Streptophyta; Magnoliopsida; Ericales; Theaceae.
AUGGAACCUAACAAUGUUGAGAAUGACGGGGGUGAUUAUGAUUGGAAGCCUAGAGUUCACAUGACAUUUGAUACAGAACAAGAAGCAUAUAAUUUCUAUAAUGCUUAUGGAGAAAUGAUGGGGUUUAGUAUUAGAAGGGGUUAUGUAAACAAGAACAAGGAGGGGCAAAUCACUUCAAGGCUAUUUGUUUGUAAUAAGGAAGGGUUUCGAGGUGUAGACAAGCGAGAUCCAUUAACAAAAAAUCCUAGGCAGGAAGUGAGGACUGAAUGCACGCAUAUGUUACCAUUCCAAAGGAAGAUAUCUGCAUCACAGGCAACCGAAAUAGAUUUAGCCGAAAAAUCUAGAAUCUGGCUUAAUGCUGCAUUUGAGCUCAUGGGUAAUGAAGCUGGUGGAAGGGAGUCGCUUGGGUUCACAAAAGUGGACCAAAAAAAUUAUUUGAGAACGAAGAGGCAAAAGAGUUUAGCAUAUGGGGAGGCAGGUAGCAUUUUGCAAUAUUUUCGUGAGAAGACAUUGGAGAAUCCAUCUUUUUUUUACUUGGUCCAGUUAGAUAGUGAGGAGCAGAUUACAAACAUAUGA